Messenger RNA from Phaeodactylum tricornutum CCAP 1055/1, 417 nucleotides. RefSeq lists its product with no specific name. Lineage: Eukaryota; Bacillariophyta; Bacillariophyceae; Surirellales; Neidiaceae. The record is from RefSeq and is a predicted model, not a curated record. The transcript has a single exon. The coding region runs from base 1 to 417 and encodes 138 amino acids.
AUGCCCAAUUACCUUGAGACCGUCAAUGACGACGAGAAAAUUGUUGGUAGGAAAGUUGACAAUGACGAAGACACAUCUAGGGAUACACCUGGAAAGGAGACUCUUGGAGAGAAGGAACCCUGUACAGAGUGCUAUGCUUCGAGCGAGUCCGAUGACACCCACGACGACAAAAAGGGUUUCCACGAAGAAGGAGAAGAAAUUGCUGAAGUCUUAGAAGAAGACAAUUGCCAAGACGAAGAUUCCUCGACCUGCUUUCCACAAGUCCAAAAAUACUCGGCGAUAUCAUCCGUAUCUAGUCGACCCCUAGUGUCCACUUGGGAAGAACAGCGCCGACAAACCGCUCGAAUGAGCCGCAAGCCUCUUCAAAGCACUGGAUCUACUAUAACCCUCAAGGAGCGUAUGAAAGCCUUCCAUUGA